Molecule: messenger RNA, 2777 nt
Organism: Rattus rattus (black rat)
Lineage: Eukaryota; Metazoa; Chordata; Mammalia; Rodentia; Muridae
Gene: Slc38a6
Product: solute carrier family 38 member 6
Exons: 16
Coding region: 103-1476 (457 amino acids)
Biological process (GO): L-glutamine transport; amino acid transmembrane transport
Molecular function (GO): L-glutamine transmembrane transporter activity
Source: RefSeq, a predicted model, not a curated record
AGGGUCAGGCCCGUAGCUCCGCCCCUGGAGCCGCUCAGCCGGGGCGCUUGGGGCUAGGGGAAGCGACUCGCUGAUUUACUAGGCAGUCGGUCGCGAAGUACCAUGCAGGCGUCCCGGUACAGUAUAGAAGCCGAGCCUGGCUGGUACGUAUCUGUCCAGCAGCCGGAGGAGGCGGUGGCCGCAGAAGAGUGGAGUCCGUUGCUAAGCAACGAACCUCGCAGACAGGGAUCCUCUGGUGCUUCAUUUGGUCUCUCCGUCUUUAAUGUGAUGAACGCCAUCAUGGGAAGUGGCAUCCUUGGCUUGGCUUAUGUGAUGGCUAACACGGGUAUCCUUGGAUUUAGUUUCCUGCUGCUCUUAGUCGCUCUCCUGGCUUCUUACUCAGUCCAUCUCCUGCUGGCUAUGUGCAUCCACACAGCUGUGACGUCUUACGAAGAUCUUGGACUCUUCGCCUUUGGAUUACCUGGAAAGGUGGUGGUGGCAGGCACCAUAAUAAUUCAGAAUAUUGGAGCUAUGUCAUCUUACCUUUUAAUUAUUAAAACAGAGCUUCCUGCUGCUAUUUCAGAAGUUUUGCCUAGUGACCACAGUGGGGCUUGGUAUCUUGAUGGACAGAUGCUGCUAAUCAUAAUCUGUGUCGGCAUUGUGUUCCCUCUCUCACUGCUCCCCAAAAUAGGCUUUCUUGGCUACACAAGCAGUCUAUCAUUUUUCUUUAUGGUGUUCUUUGCUCUUGUGGUAGUAAUUAAAAAAUGGGCCGUUCCUUGUCCUCUGACCUUAAAUUGCAUCAAUGCAGUCUUUCAGAUUUCAAACGCUACAGAUGACUGUAAACCAAAGCUCUUUCAUUUCUCCAAAGAGAGUGUCUACGCCAUACCAACGAUGGCUUUUUCAUUUCUCUGCCAUACCUCAGUAUUGCCCAUAUACUGUGAGCUUCGAAGCCCUUCAAAGAAAAGGAUGCAGAAUGUGACCAACACAGCGAUUGCGCUGAGCUUCCUGGUUUACUUCGUGUCUGCUCUCUUUGGCUACCUCACUUUUUAUGACAAAGUGGAGUCAGAAUUACUGCAAGGUUACAGUAAAUACUUGCCACAUGAUGCUGCUGUCAUGGCUGUGAAGUUAUGCAUACUGUUUGCUGUGCUUCUGACAGUCCCUCUAAUCCACUUCCCUGCCAGAAAAGCUUUGAUGAUGAUACUUUUCUCAAACUAUCCAUUUUCCUGGAUCCGGCAUUCUCUGACCACAUUAGCGCUCAACAUCAUCAUUGUUUUACUUGCAAUAUAUGUUCCUGACAUUAGAAAUGUAUUUGGUGUAGUUGGCGCCAGCACAUCGACAUGCUUGAUUUUUGUGUUCCCAGGAUUGUUUUAUCUUAAACUCAGCCGAGAGGAUUUUCUCUCAUGGAAAAAGCUUGGGGCUUUGUCCCUGCUCAGCACAGGCAUUGUGGUCGGAAGCUUCAGUCUAGUGCUCAUCAUUCUUGACUGGGUCAACAAAUGAAAUCAAAUGUUUUUAUUAUGAAGAAUGACUUACCUCUAUAAAUAAGGGAUCAUUAUAGAAGGUGCCAUAUAUGAAAAUUACACUCUCAGGAAAAUUGUUAACAGGAACGCAGGACAGAGUAUCAGUGUGAAUAGAGCCGUUUUAAUUUUAACCAAAAUUAGAAAUAUUCAAAAUACUUGAAAAAUGCACAGAGUCACUCUUUGUUCAGGAGUUUUGUUUUCUGUGUUUUGUUUUGUGUUUGAGACAGGACCUAGCAGUGUAAACCAGGCUGGCCUUGAACUCGAGGUGGUUUUCUGUUGGGAAUUGGUUCUAAUGCUUUGUCUUAACUCGCCUCUUCUCCAGGCCUGAGGGUCCCUGCCCCCAGCUGGCUUCCACUGGUAAUAAAGAAUUGCUGUAUAGCCAAUGGCUGGGCAGGGAGAUGGGGCAGGACUUUUAGAUUGUGUGGGCAGAGGACAGAGGGAGAGGGAAAGAGGAAGAGAAUCGUCCUGACUCUAGGCAGAGGGAUCAUAUUUAAGAGCUGCAGAAGAAAAUUAUCCAGCAACAUAGGUGAAAAUGGAAUGCGACCCUGGGGGGUAGGGGGUAGGGGGGUGCUGCCCAAUAGGUAACAGGGCAGCAAAGAUAAAACAUAAAUUUAGAAGGUGUUAAGCCAGGAACACUGGAGGGUAAUAUAUUAUGCUAGCCUCAGAGAGGAUUAGAGAUGCCCAGCCAUUGAGCUAGUCAAGGCAUAUCAAAGUUAUACAUCAAAAAGAUGUAUACAUCUUUCAUUUGAGAAUCCAGCUCAAAGCCAAAGUGGGUUAGCCCAUACACCACUACUACAGUCUGCCUGCUGCUGUUUCCUGCCAAGUGCUGGGGUUAGAAACUGGGCCACCAUCCUGGCACAUGCCUGGCACUUGUGACUUUUAAAAAAAGGAACCUUUAUUUAUUUUUUUAGAGUAGUUUUACGUUUUCAGAUAUAUGAGCUGAUGAAACGAGGGACCCCAUGUGACUCCUUACUCCAACUCUAGCUUUUUCCAACCUGAAUGCCUUGUGUCCGUGUAGCAUGUGUUUCACCCAGGGAGGCCAAGUCCAUGGUUGACAUCAGGGUUAUUCUUGGCCACUACUGAUCUUCCUACCAGAAUGCCAUGAUUGGGAUCAUGUAGGACUGAGUGUCAUUUUCAGGCUGACUUCAUUGAUUUAACAGCCUGUUCCUUUUAGUACUGAGUAAUGUCCCAUUGUAUGGAUGUAUACGUCCAUUCACCGCAUGAAGACCUUUCUACUGCUUCUAAGUUUUGCCAACCAUCAAUAAAGGUGCUAAAAAUGUU